Messenger RNA from Ruditapes philippinarum (Manila clam), 2534 nucleotides. RefSeq names its product integumentary mucin C.1-like. The transcript is spliced from 3 exons. Bases 206 to 796 code for a protein of 196 amino acids. NCBI's taxonomy places the organism in Eukaryota, Metazoa, Mollusca, Bivalvia, Venerida, Veneridae. The record is from RefSeq and is a predicted model, not a curated record.
AAGGGAGUUGGCUGUAGUAUUUUUCGAUCCCAAGCGAAACAACUCGUACAAACACAUCAUUUAAAAAGAUAUAAGAAUACCCAUAUCAUUAACCACAAGAAAUGAAUCAUAUAUCUUCCGCCCUUGACAGGAUGUGAAAUGAUAGCGGACUUCAGUCUGACAAGAACGCUGGUAAUAACUACACGUGCUGCACAACAGAAACAAUAUGUAUAAUAAAAAAUUAUUUAUUCCGUGUCUGUGGAUUUUGUUAAUAGCGGCAGUAGAACUAUCAUUAACGACAACAAUAAUACCGUCUAAGACACUAUCGGUAACACAGUCAUUGACAGAUUCACCAGUAACACCGGCAACGACAACAUCGGUAAAACAGUCAUUGGCAUCAUCAAUGUCAGUAACAAGAACAACACCGGCAAAUACAACAUCGGUAAAACAGACAUUGACACCAUCAAUGUCAGUAACAACAACAACAUCGGCAAAUACAACAUCGAUGACACGGACAUUGGCACCAUCAACAGUAACAACAACAACAGCGGUAACGACAGCCUUGGUAACACAGACAUUGGCAUCAUCAACAGUAAUAACAACAAGACCGGCAACGACAACAUCGGUAACACAGACAUUGGCACCAUCAACAGUAACAACUAUGUUGCCAACUUCAACAUUAAGUACAAAUGAAACGAAAUCUGCCGGGAAUCCAGGAAAUUCCGCAUCAAUUAUAUAUGCAGGUAUGUCUUUCCUUCAGUGCAUGACUUCAUACUACGUUGCUAUGGCAAUCAAUCAAUGGAAUACAAGACAAUAGAAACCCUAAUACAGUGAAAUAUGGCAGCUACAAAUGUGUUCAACAUUCAAUUACAGCAUUGAUUAUUUUCUAAUAUAAAAAUCACGGUAAUUUUUUGGAAUCUGCGUGGCGUGGGAAACUAAAGCUAAACAAAGUCCGGAUAAUAUUUUCUUUUACAACUGGAUAAAGUGUAGUAGAGAAAGACCCAUACAAAAAUGGAGAGAAAAAAAGAUAAUAGUUUUCGUAAAGUGAAACCGUGUGUUUGCACUGGCAAAAGUCUCAACGCGGUUUCUUUGGCAAAAAUACUUAUUCUUCCCAAAAAAAAUUAAAUGUACGUUUUUCACUUAAAUAAGAGGGCUCUUCAUUUUAUUCCAUAAAAUGAUGAAACAUGAAAGGAAAUAUGUUGUUUAAAAAAUUGGUCUUAUUAGGUUUCUGCCCCUCAGAUCAUAAAAAGUCACGUGGUUAAAGUACUGUGAUACUGCUAUGAUAUAAAAUGCAGUUUAUUAUACAUAAGCAUAAUAAUAAACAUAUGGUAAACAAGUUGUUAUUCUUUCAUAAGUUUUACAUUUAAAGAUCAAUUUGUUUGUUUUUUAAACCUAGAGGUUUGUUUUCUAACCUUUGCUAUGUCAGCUGUCUGCUUUAAAAGCUGCCCUGCAGCUGGAUAAAAAGACUGGAUGUAUUAUACAAAUACUUUAAACGGUCAUUUUAGUCACCAAUUGCCAGUAUCAAUUGUUGUGAAAAUAUUGUUUGAUUCAGCAAUACUAUUGAAAGUCUUGUUUUUUUUAUAUGAGAUUUGGACAAUUUGGUGGUUUUCUUAUACUUAUUAUCAUUUAUUUGUGAUAUUUCAUCGGAGGUAAUGCCAACAUAUCGUAGUACUAUAUGUAGAGACAUUCAAAAAAGGAAAUUAACAUGUGACAUCACAAUUACAAUAUCAAUUACAUACUUAUUACAUUGUACAAUUAACGUAUUAUUAUUUGUACGCAUGUUGUUUUUUUUACCUGCCUAUGUUCUUUUGCAUUUAUGCUAUAAACAUUGUAAAUGUUUAAUGCAAAUUAAUUAUUGAACUUACAUAACGAGCAUUUUCUUUCCAACCACAAUUAUUUAUUUUUAUCUAGCUGUAGGAGUUAUACAGAUAAAACAGCAUUUCUGUAGAGGUACAGAGUGUUGUGCAGUGGAAAAACAGAGAAAUUCUUAAACGAAAAAAUACUGAAUAAAUAUGGAUGCUAUUUACUUUUAAAAUAAUCUGAAAAGACUAUAUGUGAAAUUUCAAAUAUGGUAAAGUUACAAAUAGUUAAUGUUUCAAUAACAGAUGUUAAAUUUAUAAAUAUGUUACCGGAAGAUUAAAUAUGGCUUUUCCUCUUUGUCCAAUCAAUUGUCCUAAAAGUUUUGUUAUAUAUAGGUGAUAAAGCUGUCUGAACUUAAUAAGUUGUCCAGGUGAUGAUUGUUGUUAUAAAUUUCAUGUUGCUAUGUUACAUUAUUUUGUAUUAAAACCUGAUUGGUCAUUUUGUUAUUUAAGAAACAAAGCUGUUAAAAUUCUAUUGGUCAGUGUAAAACGAAACCAUUUUUAGAAAUAUUGUAAAGUUGGAAAAUUUGGACAGUAAGAUUUGGGAUUUCCAAGUGCUAACAUUGUGGCUUUCCAUUAGAAAUAUUUAAAACUGUUUUUUAAUAUCUAUUGGUUAAUGUAAGGAUAAUCUGUGCAUAUUUUAUAUAUUGUUUGUGGUAUUCCACUAAGAAAGGUACAUUAAAUUAUAAAACGGAA